Molecule: messenger RNA, 1536 nt
Organism: Macrobrachium nipponense
Lineage: Eukaryota; Metazoa; Arthropoda; Malacostraca; Decapoda; Palaemonidae
Product: tRNA (guanine(6)-N2)-methyltransferase THUMP3-like
Biological process (GO): tRNA methylation
Molecular function (GO): RNA binding; tRNA (guanine) methyltransferase activity
Source: RefSeq, a predicted model, not a curated record
CUUAUCCGUAUUAGAUACUGUUUGCAACAUUAUCACUCUGAGAAGCAUGGCUCCUGUCAUAACAGCCAUUGACCCUAAUCGCUUGUCAGGAUUAUUGAACAGUAAUCCUGGAAUAUGCACUUUGGAAGCAACGGUGGUUACUGGACUUGAAGAUGUGGCACAAGAAGAAUGUAAAGAGAAACUUGGGGCCCCAAGUAUUGUGGCAAGAGGAAGGAUAUUCAUUGAUAUUGAAGUUGAUCGUGUCUUAGAGGUUCUGAAACUUCGCUCAGUGGACAAUGUCAAUGUUAUACUCAAGAUGGUUACAAAUUUUGAUUUUCCAUCUGAACGGGAAAAAUGCUUUGAGAAACUUUACAAAUUUGCUGAAUCACCUGACUGGAGGAAAGGAAUGAAUGUAUGGAAAAUAGUAUUUGACUAUAAAGAUGAUCCUAUCAAAGAAAUUAGAGCAUUGGAAAAUGAUUUGGCUGAGCCUCGACCAGACUUGGACCUGAAGAAUUUGAAAGCUAGUUCUGGUAUUAUCUCAAAUCUUCCUGAAGAUAUCAUCCCAAAACAUUUGAGAACUGAAGAUGGAUCUCAACGCACUAAAGACACACUAAUUAAGAAUGCUACAGAAGCCAAUAAGGAUCAACAACUGACAACUACAAAUGGACCCAAGUUUCGAGUAAGCUGUAACAGAACUGGUUCCAGCCAUAAUUUUGGGUCACCAGAGGCUGCUCGCCAGUUUGGAGCUGGAGUUAAUGAAAUUGGUUGGCCUGUAGAUCUUUCCAAAUUUGAUCUGGAGAUCCUGCUGUACAUUGAUACUGAAUUUGUGUAUACUGGGGUGUGCCUUACAAAAGAACCAUUGUUUAAGCGCAAUCUUAGCAACUUUGGCCCCACCAACUUGCGAGCAACAACUUGCUACAAUAUGAUACGACUAGCAGCACCAAAACUUGGCGAUGUUGUUAUUGAUCCAAUGUGUGGUGGAGCAACAAUACCUAUGGAGGGUUCCUUAACAUACCCAAAAGCUUUCCAUUUGGGAGGAGAUAAUUUUGAGCAAGCAGUGAAAAGAAGUCGAGAAAAUGUCAACAACUUACUGAGAAAAGGUAAAUCCAUGCCUGUAGAUGUAGCACGUUGGGAUGUUACACACCUACCCCUCAGGAACAACUCAGCAGAUGUCAUAGUCUCUGAUUUACCAUUUGGCAAAAGGCUUGGCAGCAAGGUUGAUAAUCGGGUAUUAUACUACAGAGCUCUCCUGGAAAUGGCAAGAGUUACCAAGCCUGAGACUGGUCGAGCGGUUUUACUUACACAAGAUCGCAAUAGCAUGAUUAAGAAUAUCAAGAGAGUGCCUACACUAUGGAAAAGUUUGACAUCUCGCACAGUAAACAUUGGGGGACUAACAGCAGUGAUAUUCAUGUUGCAAAGAACUGCAUUAUUCCCGGAAGGUGUAAACCUGGAACAAGCAAAGAAGGAAGAAGAAUCCUCUUGACACACUGGUCUUGAUAGGGAUGUACAGCAAUUAAUAUUUUCAUAUUAAAAAAUUAUUAAAUCUCUUUUCAAGUU